CAUGGCUCUCCUGCGCCGAACAUUCGCCACCUUGUUUCUUCACCUGUGCCUCCUCAACUGGACCGCGUGGGCCAAGGUGGAGCUGACUAUGCACAAGGUCGUCGAGGUGUACCUGGGUGAGUCGGCUCAGAUCCCCUGCCAGUACAACUUCACCGACGGCGACGACGAGCCCAGCUUCGUCAUGAUCCAGUGGUUCGUGACGGCUGCCGGUAACAGCGCACGGAAACGCAUCUUCUACGGCGACGGCGGUCAGCAGAUAGUGGACAAUAACACCGACUACAGCGGUCGCAUCGAGGUGACCCCGGACAGGCAGGAAACUCGACUCACCAUCAGAGACGUCCAGCUGUACGAUGAGAGGGAAUUCUUCUGCCAGGUCAACGGGCUGGCUGCCGGGAACGCCGAGGGAAAGACCCACCUCAGAGUGUUUGCUCCUCCAGAGGCUCCAGUGAUCGAGGGUGUCCCGACUGGCAUAUCCAUGACCAAUGAGGUGCCGUCAAAGGUUGCUUCGUGUGAGGCUCGCAGCGGCUUCCCUAAACCCAACAUCACGUGGUACAGGAACGCCGUGCCCCUGGCGUCCGCUCCAGGACAUGUAAACGUGUUGAUCCUGGUAACCCAGCAGUCCAGUGGCUUCUUCUCCGUCCAGAGCACGCUGGAGUUCAAGGUGGGGAAGGAGGACAAGGAUGCCCAUUUCUCCUGUGAGGUCAGCUUCUUUGUCCCUGGAGCCAUCAGGACGGUGGAGUCCAACAGCAUCAACAUCACCGUCCACUACCCCACCACCAUGGUGGAGCUGUGGAAGGAGUCGCCCCAGGGCUUGGUCAAAGAGGGGGAUGCUGUGGGGCUACGUUGCCAGGGCGAUGGCAACCCCCCGCCGUCCUUCAUUUUCAACAGAGAACAAGAGCUGGACGUGGACUUGGAGAGCAACAACGCCGAUGUGUUGAUGCUGUCGCCCGUGUCACGGAAAGACAGCGGCAUCUACCAGUGUCGCCCCCUGGACGCCGACGACUACGCCGAAGUCAAGGGAGAAAUGCAGCUCACCGUGCACUAUUUGGACCCGGCUGUCGUGGUACCCAAAGACUCCGAGCUCAUGCUCAAAGGAGAAGAUCUGACUGCGACCUGCAACGCUCUGUCUUCCCUGAAAACGGUCAUCGUCUGGUAUAAGAAUGGGAAGCAGGUGGGUAAUGGGAACACGUUGCACCUGAAGGAUGCCACCUAUGACACGACAGGAGAGUACAUAUGUGAGGUGACCGUUCCCUCUCUGCCCGCCCUGCACACCAGCGGCUCCGUCCACAUCAUCGUCCAAGGUGGUCCCCAGUUGGUGGGAGUGGAGCAGGAGGUGCGACUGGAGGAGGCAACCGGCAGGACGGUGAACCUGAGCUGUGAAGCUCAAGGCCAUCCGCUGCCCAGCAUCUCCUGGAACAUCAUCGGCAGCCAGAACUGGAACGAGGUGGUGAGCAAGGUCAACGAUCACGUGACCCACAGCGUGGUGUCGGUCAAAGUCACCGCGGACGUCAGCGCUUCGUGCAACGCCUCCAACGACAUGGGGACGGACGUCAAGGCCUUCAGCGUCAAAGCCAUUCCCAGAGUCACUUCGGCUGCUCCCUUCUCUCCUGCCGAGGGCAGUGGGGUGAUCAUAGUGGUGAUCAUUCUGAGUCUGCUGCUGCUCGCCAUCCUCGGCAGCGUCCUCUACUUCCUGCACAAGAAGGGGAAGAUCCCCUGCGGUCACUCGGGGAAGCAGGAGAUCAGCACCAAAGAGAAGACCACCAAAGACGACAUCGUUGUGGAGAUGAAGACCAACACCAAGAAUGAAGAAGCCGUCCUCCUCAAGGCCGUCAACGGAGACAAAAAGGGCCCCAACGACCAGUAAAGUCCCCGAUGGUUCAGCAGUGAUGUUGUGCAGCAGGAGGCAGCACAUGUGAAGCCAGC
This is a messenger RNA of Cyclopterus lumpus (lumpfish), 1923 nucleotides long. It is a transcript of the gene mcama, whose product is annotated as melanoma cell adhesion molecule a. Gene Ontology annotation, biological process: angiogenesis. The record is from RefSeq and is a predicted model, not a curated record. The transcript is spliced from 16 exons. Gene Ontology annotation, cellular component: plasma membrane. Lineage: Eukaryota; Metazoa; Chordata; Actinopteri; Perciformes; Cyclopteridae. Bases 2 to 1864 code for a protein of 620 amino acids.